This is a messenger RNA of Impatiens glandulifera, 1521 nucleotides long. RefSeq names its product 3-hydroxyisobutyryl-CoA hydrolase-like protein 2, mitochondrial. NCBI's taxonomy places the organism in Eukaryota, Viridiplantae, Streptophyta, Magnoliopsida, Ericales, Balsaminaceae. Gene Ontology annotation, molecular function: 3-hydroxyisobutyryl-CoA hydrolase activity. Gene Ontology annotation, biological process: L-valine catabolic process. The transcript is spliced from 14 exons. The record is from RefSeq and is a predicted model, not a curated record. Bases 108 to 1307 code for a protein of 399 amino acids.
CAGAGUUCCCAAUCUCCUUCCUCAAGCAUAGUCGGCGCUUCAACCCCCCGCCGCCGCCGGAGCCCAGAUUAUAUAUAUAGAGAGAGAGUGGCCUGAGUGUGCCGAAGAUGCAGAGACUGAAGCUGUUAUCGCCUUUAAGGCGUUCAUUUCCAUCUCUACAAAGACAUUUCUCCGCUCUACCCAACAUUUCACCCUACGAUGUCGAAGAGGAGGUUAUGGUUGAAGGAAGAGCUAAAUCCAGAGCUGCUGUGCUCAGUAGACCGUCUGUUCUAAAUGCGAUUGAUAGUUCUAUGGCAUCUCGUUUGAAAAGGCUCUAUGAGUCAUGGGAAGAAAAUCCAGAUAUUGGGUUUGUCAUAAUGAAGGGAAGUGGCAGGGCAUUCUGUUCUGGUUCAGAUGUAGUUUCUCUCUAUCAGAUGCUUAAUGAAGGGAAUACUGAAGAGUGUAAAAUGUUCUUCAGGACACUUUAUGGCUUUAUAUACCUAUUGGGAACCUAUUUGAAGCCAAAUGUGGCUAUCUUGGACGGUGUCAGUAUGGGCAGUGGUGCAGGUAUUUCACUUCCUGGAAUGUUCCGUGUAGCAACCGAUAAAACUGUUUUUUCAACUCCAGAAGCUCAACUGGGUUUUCACCCUGAUGCAGGGGCUUCUUUCUAUCUUUCCCGUCUGCCUGGUUAUUUCGGUGAGUUCUUGGCUCUGACGGGAGAAAAGCUUAAUGGAGUUGAAAUGAUUGCUUGUGGCCUAGCAACACACUAUUCAUUGAAUGCGAGGCUUUCUUUGAUUGAAGAUCGUCUUGGUAAAUUGAUGACUGACAUGCCUUCCAUUAUUGAGAACUCUCUUGCACAAUAUGGUGAUCUUGUCUACCCAGAUAAGAGAAGCGUUCUCCACAAGAUUGAAACCAUCGACAAAUGCUUCAGUCAGGACACCGUUGAAGAAAUCAUUGAAGCCCUGGAGAAAGAGGCUGCAGAGUCGUAUGAUGAUUGGUGUAUCAAAACACUCGACAAACUUAAACAAUCAUCGCCACUUAGUCUUAAAUUGACUUUACGAUCAAUACGAGAAGGUAGAUUUCAACCUCUUGACCAAUGCCUAGCUCGUGAAUAUAGAGUCUCGUUGAAUUGCAUAUCCAAACGGGUUUCUAAUGAUUUCUGCGAGGGUGUACGUGCACGAUUAGUUGACAAAGAUUUUGCUCCAAAGUGGGACCCACCGAGGUUGGAAGAAGUUACAAAGGAUAUGGUUGACUGUCAUUUUGAUCCUUUAGGAGAAAAUGAAAAUGAACUGGAUUUGCCUACAGGUUUGAGGGAGCCUUCAGUUUAAGGCUGACCCUUUUAAAAACCAUACUUCUUCUUGACAAACCCUAAGUUUUCGGGACAUUUCUUUCGUUGAUUUGGUAAUGUCACGGUUGUAUUGUAGUUAGUUAUUGACGAUGGAGCAAGUGAUGUUUGUCUUAAGCUAUAACUGUCUGUUGAGAAACAGAUAUGCUGAUAGAAGUUUUUUUUAUGAAUGAAAGAUUAACAACUGCUUUUGAUCU